UAGGUGAUGUAGUGUGUGUCAGUGUGCGCAUGGUGGUCUGCGUGAAUGAACAAAUUUAUGAGACCUUCGAAAUUAAUUUAUUUUGCACUAACGAGUAUUUAAGACAGCUUUAUUAAAGAAAAAAAACAACAACUCCACACUCCUGGAAAAAUUAAGACUAUAAUCAUGGUUGCUACAAGCACACUGAAGACCAAAGCCAGCGAAUGUAUUUCGGAAUUGGUAGAAAGAAGAUAUGACCAGGUUUGCAUUGAUAAAGAGUUGGAUUUCUGGGAUAACUGCUUAGCUGAGCCCGAGAGGACUGCAGACAUCACAGAGGACAGAGCCUGUCACAAGCUGGCCAAGAUGUUUGAAAACUGCCUGUCACGGGCCAAGAAGACAACGCUGCACUGCUCCUCUGUGCUUGUACCAGAGAAGCUGACACGGAAGAUAGCUCGCGAAGUCCUGCGUCUAGCGUCUUGUGAGCCCUGUGGGCUGCGUGGUUGUGUCCUCUACAUCCACCUGGAGCUGGACAAGGGCUGCAAGCACCUCGAGCGCAUCACAUAUGACACUACAGUGGUGCCCACAUUUGAACUGACUCUUGUGUUCAAGCAGGAUGGCACCGCUUGGCCCAGCCUACGGGACUUUCUUUUCAUGGGCUCCUGCUUUGCUCCAACUUUGCGACAUGCACUUAAACUGAGCCCAGGUUUCCGGCUUGUCAAGAAAAAAUUGUAUUCCUCCUCGGCUGGUACCGUGAUAGAGGAGUGCUGAGGCAUUUAGAGUUUACAGUAAGAUAGUUGGGUUUCCUAUGGGAAAAUGCACUUUAGCCCAAUUGUGAGAGACACCCCAGUGGUGUCACAUUUUGUACAGUGUUUUUGUACAACAGUUUGUCAGUUCAACUAAUAGCCAGUUGGCUUGGGAUGUAAAGUUAAAAGCUUGUUUGUAAAUUUGAGUGCUUCAUUGUCUCAAACUUUUUUUUUUUUUUUUUUUUUUUUUUUUUUAUUUUUUAAAUCAGCAAAACUCUCAUAUUCUGGAUGUUUAGACUUUUUUUUUCCUCCCCCUGCCUAAGAGCCUUUGUUGCUCAUGCACCACUUUAAAUUGUAAUAUUUGCAAAUGAAUGUAAAACUGUUCACAUUAACAUGUUUGAAAGGGACAUACUGUGGGUACACUUUUUAAGACACCAGCCACUUUGUUGACAUAUCUGCGUGUUUCCAGGUGUAUUGAAUGUUCAGCAGCAGUGAGCACACAGAUGCUUGAAUAGGAUGCUCACAUGUAGUCUAUGGGGGCCAUAUGUAGCUACCUGUGUAAUGCUGUGUUAAAUGCUUUUGAUUAUUUUAAGACUUGUGAAGAUGCUGCUGUCAUGGUGUGGGCUCCUCAAAGUAGGUCAAUAUGGAUGCCUUAAAUGUCACAGAAACAGGUUCUUCACUUGGAUCAUAGUAAUGUCUGUUUUGUGUGAAUGUUUUAUUGCAUUUUUUUAUAUUUAUACCUCUUCCCCCAAAUGCACCUUUUCAAUGCAGAGCCUUUAUAUAAUUAAACGUUUAAUUCACCCAGA
Molecule: messenger RNA, 1528 nt
Organism: Melanotaenia boesemani (Boeseman's rainbowfish)
Lineage: Eukaryota; Metazoa; Chordata; Actinopteri; Atheriniformes; Melanotaeniidae
Product: DNA damage-inducible transcript 4-like protein
Exons: 3
Coding region: 166-747 (193 amino acids)
Biological process (GO): negative regulation of signal transduction
Cellular component (GO): cytoplasm
Source: RefSeq, a predicted model, not a curated record